Molecule: messenger RNA, 1350 nt
Organism: Plasmodium coatneyi
Lineage: Eukaryota; Apicomplexa; Aconoidasida; Haemosporida; Plasmodiidae
Product: Hydroxymethylbilane synthase
Exons: 1
Coding region: 1-1350 (449 amino acids)
Biological process (GO): heme biosynthetic process
Cellular component (GO): cytoplasm
Molecular function (GO): hydroxymethylbilane synthase activity
Source: RefSeq, a predicted model, not a curated record
AUGCAUUGGUUAGCCUCCCUUUUUCUAUGCAUAUACCUUUCCACCUAUGUGUGCAGACAUGUCCACUUAAAGGAAAGCAGCUUUAUUCCCCCUCACAAUUGGGAAUUGAGGAAAAGCAAAAAGAUAAAUGUAAAAAAAAAUGUCUACACAGGUAAGAGUUGCAAAAAAAAAGCACUGCGCGUUUACAUUGGGAAGGAAAUAAUUAUUGGCACCCGGGACUCCCCACUAGCAAUAAAACAGUCGGAAAAAGUCCAAACAAAACUUGAAGCAUAUUUUAAAAAAAUGAACAAAAAUGUGAAAGUCACUUUAAGGCCUAUCAAAACAAUGGGGGAUAAUAUAUUGGAUAAAAAGGUUAAUCUCUUUGGAGGGAAAGGAAUUUUCACAAAAGAGUUGGACGAGCAAUUAAUAGAAGGAAAUGUCCACAUUUGUGUGCAUUCUCUGAAGGACGUUCCGAUGGAAUUGCCAGAACAAGUACAACUGUCCUGCUUCCUAAAAAGGGACACAAUAAAUGACGCCUUCUUAUCGGUAAAGUAUGCCACCCUGGAAGAUAUGAACAAAAUGAACAUGGCAAAUAAGGGGGAGCAGGAAAGUUAUCAGGUUAAUGGGGCGAGCCAAAAAAUGACUAACCAAAAUGUGAAGAGAGAAAACUACGAAGGUGAUCACUACGCGAAUUCUAUACCAACCAUUGGGACGUCCUCCUUGAGAAGGUCCAGCCAAAUUAAAUAUAAAUAUAAAAACGUAGCAGUAAAGAAUGUGCGGGGGAACAUUAACACAAGAAUUGCUAAACUGUGUAAUGGGCAAUACGACGCCAUAAUCAUUGCAAAGUGUGGACUGGAAAGAUUAACAAGCAAAAAGGGCAUUAGAAAUAUAAUUGAGAGAAAAAAUAAAGUGCCCCAAGAAAACUUCCUAAUUAAUCACAACAAUAUGGAGAUCAAUUUGAGCCUUUUACACAUCCAGCAAAUAAACAGGAGAACUAUCUACCCCGCUUUGUGCCAGGGAAUUAUCGCUGUGUCAUCCAACAGAAAUGAUGAGGACAUUUCUGAUGUACUGAAAAAUAUAAACGAUGACAAGGCGCAAAUUAUGGCAAAUGUAGAGAGGUCCUUUUUGUAUCACAUUGAGGGGAACUGCAUGAUGCCCAUUGGGGGGUAUGCAAAAAUUGCAAACGAUGAAAUUGUCUUCAAUGCGGUAAUUAAUGAUAUCCAUGGGAGAGAGAAAUAUCACGUUCGCCAAGUUGGGACGGUACAAAAUUGCAAUCAAAUUGCAGUAAUGGCUGCCAAAAAAAUGAAGGAAAAAAUCGGGACGCUCAGGUUUAACGAAAUCAGGGAAGAGGCGGCCCAAUAUUAUGCGUAA